AAGAGACAAGUGCGAUGAGACGAUAUCGUUUCAAACGGUGGAACCGUUCAGUGGCCGGCGCGAGACGUGCUAUCGUUGGCGCCUGAGCGUCACCACUCCGAGAGAAAUCGUCCUCCUCCAUCAGGAGCAAAUAGAAAAUACCCAAGACAAGAGUUGCUCAGGAAAACCGGUACGACGGCGUGGUGGGGUGUGUGACUGUGGCAGAGUAGGAAACAAGUCGGUGAGAGCCGCUUAGCAAAAGGAACGAGUUGAAGUAGCAGAAAGGAUUGGCAAAAUGUCGCGGAAUAAGAACGUCAAUGCAUUUACUGACGAACGGAGAAUCGACAUCGAGAAGCCGUACUGGGAUCAGAGCACGUAUAAGGGUAGGGCGCUGCACUUCCUCACGGUCACGAACCCUUUGAAUCUGUUCCUCAGCGCCAAGGAACUCGAACAUGCUCGAGACAUCGUCACCAAGUACAGGAAAGGAGACAGUCUGGCACAACUGAAGGUGACGGAGGACGAGUUGUGGAAAUGCAAAUAUCGGUACGACAGCGCGUACCAUCCAGACACGGAAGAGAAAAUGUUACUAAUCGGACGUAUGAGCGCCCAAGUUCCGAUGAACAUGAUGAUCACCGGUUGUAUGUUAACGUUCUACAAAACAACUGCACACGUCGUUACCUGGCAAUGGGUAAAUCAGUCUUUCAACGCUAUCGUCAAUUACACAAACCGCAGUGGUUCCAGCCCAAUUCCAAAAAACACGAUUUUACUGAGCUACGCUAUUGCGACUGGAGGGGCUGUGGUGACAGCCCUCGGCUUGAAUCGUCUCUUCCGGAAUGCACCACCCUUGGUAGGUCGAUUAGUGCCGUUCGCAGCAGUUGCCGCUGCCAACUGCGUAAACAUUCCCUUCAUGAGAAUGUCCGAGCUACAAAACGGAAUCGAAUUACAAACGGAAGAUGGGACAAAGGUCGGCAAUAGUAGAUACGCCGCGAGGAAGGCCAUCCUUGCGGUUACUCUGUCUCGUAUUCUCAUGUCUGCGCCGAGCAUGAUAUUGGCGCCCGUUGUAAUGAACUUCAUGGAUCGACGACAACUACUGCGUAACGCGAGAUGGGCUGUUGUGCCUAUACAAGUACUAAUUUGCGGAGUGUGUCUGACAUUUGCUACUCCUCUCUGUUGUGCUUUGUUCGUACAACGGGUACCAAUUUCGGUGGAUGAUUUGGAACCAGAUGUCCGGGAACAGGUGCUCUCCAAAAAUCCCAAUCUUCGAACGGUGUACUACAACAAAGGACUUUGAACAAGUUACUGAAACGCAGUCGAGGAAACUAUGUACAAUUGUGAAAUAAUGUAUCGCGAAUUUGUGCAAGUUCAAAAGUCGUGAUAUUUCUACACAUAAAAUCGUCGACGAUUCAGAAACGAUUCUAUUAGAAUGAAAAAACAGAUGCAAGCAUAUUCCCAAACUCUAUUUGCUAAUAUUACGACCACUUGUCGUGAUUAUUGAAAGCUGUCAAGGACAGGCAACGGAGACAAUAAAAUGGUACAAUAAAGUAAUAUUUAUUGAAUAACAUUUACGUUUCAACAGUA
Molecule: messenger RNA, 1557 nt
Organism: Frieseomelitta varia
Lineage: Eukaryota; Metazoa; Arthropoda; Insecta; Hymenoptera; Apidae
Gene: Sfxn1-3
Product: sideroflexin-1
Exons: 4
Coding region: 275-1270 (331 amino acids)
Biological process (GO): monoatomic ion transport; serine import into mitochondrion
Cellular component (GO): mitochondrial inner membrane
Molecular function (GO): monoatomic ion transmembrane transporter activity
Source: RefSeq, a predicted model, not a curated record